This is a messenger RNA of Culicoides brevitarsis, 1711 nucleotides long. It is a transcript of the gene Rab2, whose product is annotated as ras-related protein Rab-2. Gene Ontology annotation, cellular component: Golgi apparatus. The coding region runs from base 110 to 751 and encodes 213 amino acids. NCBI's taxonomy places the organism in Eukaryota, Metazoa, Arthropoda, Insecta, Diptera, Ceratopogonidae. Gene Ontology annotation, biological process: vesicle-mediated transport. Gene Ontology annotation, molecular function: GTPase activity; GTP binding. The record is from RefSeq and is a predicted model, not a curated record. The transcript is spliced from 3 exons.
UACUGAAAACAAAGAAAUCGUAAAUUGCGUAUCGUCGAUAAAUAAAUUAAUUUUCACCAAAUAAAAUUUGAAUUAAUUGUCAAUAAAGUCGUGAUCUGAAGUGUGCAACAUGUCUUACGCAUAUUUAUUCAAGUACAUCAUUAUCGGGGACACUGGUGUCGGAAAAUCAUGUCUUUUGCUUCAAUUUACGGAUAAAAGAUUCCAACCUGUCCAUGAUCUGACAAUUGGCGUUGAAUUCGGUGCCCGAAUGAUUACUAUCGAUGGAAAGCAAAUCAAAUUACAGAUUUGGGAUACUGCUGGUCAAGAAGCCUUUAGAUCAAUUACUCGUUCAUAUUAUCGAGGAGCAGCUGGCGCGUUGCUUGUCUACGACAUCACCCGCAGAGAAACAUUCAAUCACUUGACAACCUGGCUCGAAGAUGCCAGACAACACUCCAACUCGAAUAUGGUGAUAAUGCUAAUCGGCAACAAGAGUGAUUUGGAAUCACGUCGCGAAGUGAAAAAAGAAGAAGGAGAAGCAUUUGCACGCGAACAUGGUCUCGUAUUUAUGGAAACAUCUGCACGGACUGCCGCAAAUGUCGAAGAAGCAUUCAUCAAUACGGCCAAAGAGAUUUACGACAAAAUUCAGGAAGGUGUCUUCGAUAUAAACAACGAGGCAAACGGCAUCAAAAUAGGACAACAACAUUCACCGGUCAAUCCAGCGUUAGGCGGCUCAAAUGUUCCCGGGGGACAAUCAAGUAACGGCUGUUGUUAAGGACUAAAUUCCGCGAGAGACCCAGAUUUUUUUAUUUCCUAACUAAACCAUUUCAACAUAAAAUAAUAUAAUUAAUUGUGCGCGAAGUCUCCCUUUUAUCGAUUUAAAAACAAAAUAGGUGCAAAAACAUCUUUCGAGUUGUUAAAAUAUUUAUAUUUCUGUUUUUUAAUGCACUUUAUAUAAAAUACAUGCAACAACGUUGCAAAAAUUUAAACAGCGACCUGUUUUCAUAAAAAAAAACAUUUCCUUUUUGUAUGUAUUUAUGACCACGAAUAGUAACAAGAUUAGGAAAUUGUGAAUAAAAUUUAGUCAAAAUAAAAGAACUAACAGACUGAAGAUUCGUUAAAAAAAAAUUAAAUAAAAAUGCAACAAAGUCGCUUUCACUUAAAGAAAAAAAUAUAGGAAAUAUAGGAAGCAGCUUUUACUUUUUUGUUAAUGAAUUUUAUUGCCUCUAACGUAAACAUUACUGAACUGGAGAACACUCGCUUGAACGCUACUUUUGCCUGUGAACAUAUAGAAAAAAUAAAGACAUUUUAUUUCAAAUAAUAAAAACUGUGCGUCUCACAGUAAAAUUUCUUACUUUCACGAUAAACGUCAACAUAUUGCUGUAAAUUUUAAGUAAAUUUCUUUCUCAAAGAAUGUAAUAAAAAUAUAAUCAGUUACUUUAUGGCUCGUGUUUUGUCAAAAAAUUUAAAAAAAAAAAUCUUAAAGAGUGUGUAUGAAUGUUUUAUUUAAUCAAAACAAAAAUGUGAAAUAUAUUAUUUGUUUGUUUAUGUUAAAUUUUAAAUUUACCAGCCAAGCCAACGAAUUGACAAAUCCAAUUGUUUACCAGUUUAACUAAAUAAUUAAUUGAAAACAGAAAUAGAAAAUAAUUAAUUUGUGAUUAUUUUUGUAAAACUAUUCCCAGAUCCGAAAAAAUGUUUUAUUUUCCUCAAAUUUUUUAAACAUAAAUAUUGAAUA